AUGCCUGCCGAUAUUCAAAAUUCCGCGGAGAUUUAUGGCGAUAUCUCACAGCUAGCCAUGGCUUCGAUGCGCUUAGGCUUUCCAUUUGGAAGCUAG
Molecule: messenger RNA, 96 nt
Organism: Sclerotinia sclerotiorum 1980 UF-70
Lineage: Eukaryota; Fungi; Ascomycota; Leotiomycetes; Helotiales; Sclerotiniaceae
Exons: 1
Coding region: 1-96 (31 amino acids)
Source: RefSeq, a predicted model, not a curated record